CAGAGAGUCCACACAGGAGAGAAACCACAUAAAUGCCAGCAGUGUGGGAAAUGUUUUGCUUAUAAGUUUCUUCUUGUGAGACAUCACAGAGCCCACACAGGAGAUAAACCAUACAAAUGCCAGGAGUGUGGGAAAUGUUUUGCUUACAAGUCAGGUCUUGUGAAUCAUGAGAGAGUCCACACAGGAGAAAAACCAUACAAAUGCCAACACUGUGGAAAAUGUUUUACUCAGAAUUCACACCUUUUCAUGCAUCAGAGGAUUCACACAGGAGAGAAACCAUACAAAUGCCAGCAGUGUGAGAAAUGUUUUGCUUGGAAGGCACUCUUUCGGCAUCACCUGAGUGUCCACACAGGAGAUAAACCAUACAAAUGCCAGCAGUGUGGGAAAUGUUUUGCUUAUAAGUCACUUCUUGUGACACAUCAAAGAGCCUGCACAGGAGAUAAACCAUACAAAUGCCAGCAGUGUGGGAAAUGUUUUGCUUACAAGUCAGUUCUUGUGAAUCAUCAGAGAGUCCACACAGGAGAGAAACCAUACAAAUGCCAACACUGUGGAAAAUGUUUUGCUGACAAGUCCCACCUUGUCAUGCAUCAGAGAGUCCACACAGGAGAGAAACCACAUAAAUGCCAGCAGUGUGGAAAAUGUUUUGCUCAGAAGUCACACCUUCAGAAGCAUUUGAUAGUCCACACAUGGGAGAAACCAUACAAAUGCCAAGACUGUGAAAAAUGUUUUGCUGACAAGUCGCAUCUUGUCAAGCAUCAGACAGUCCACCCAGGAGAGAAACCAUACAAAUAACAGCAUUGUGAAAAUCUUUUGCUCAGAAGUCACACCUUUGGAAGCACUCAAUAGUCCACACAGGAGAGAAAUCAUAUCAAUGCCAGCUGUGUGAGAAAUGCUUUUCUCAGCUGUCAAGCUUUCUAGUACACCAGAGAAUCCACACAGGAGAGAAACCAUAUAAAUGCCAGCAGUGUGGGAAAUGUUUUGCUCUGGAUUUAACCCCUUUGAGGAAUCAGAAAGUUUGCACUGAAGAUAAAAUGAACAUGUGAAUUACUUUUUGUUUGGAAAGUUAGUACAUCUGUUUUUUUCCAAAUCAUUUAAAAAUAUCCUGCACUUAUAUGUUCAUUCAAUAAACUUUGGAAUUAUU
Sceloporus undulatus (fence lizard) is the source of this 1141-nucleotide messenger RNA. Its product is annotated as zinc finger protein 83-like. The record is from RefSeq and is a predicted model, not a curated record. Gene Ontology annotation, biological process: regulation of transcription by RNA polymerase II. Lineage: Eukaryota; Metazoa; Chordata; Lepidosauria; Squamata; Phrynosomatidae. The transcript has a single exon. The coding region runs from base 247 to 792 and encodes 181 amino acids. Gene Ontology annotation, molecular function: DNA-binding transcription factor activity, RNA polymerase II-specific; RNA polymerase II cis-regulatory region sequence-specific DNA binding.